Molecule: messenger RNA, 2428 nt
Organism: Ilex paraguariensis (yerba mate)
Lineage: Eukaryota; Viridiplantae; Streptophyta; Magnoliopsida; Aquifoliales; Aquifoliaceae
Source: the annotation of a GenBank genome assembly
CUAAUACGUUACAACUACUGGUUAUAGACCUUGCACUGCCCUCCCUCCCUCCCUCCCUCCCUGCCUCAUCGCCAGAGAUAUAUCGAGAUCUGCUUCUCCCCCCCUCUCUCUCUCUCUCUCUCUCUCUCUCUCUCUCUCUGAGUGUGUGUGUUUGUGUUUGUGUUUGUGUUUGUGUGUGUGUGUGUGGGACGGAGAAGAUGAAGGGGUGGUACGUCGUAGUGUUGGUUGUACUUUGCAGUGCGAUAGAUGUGAGAUCCGAUUCAUCGAAUCACAGGUACAAAGCUGGAGAUCAGGUCCCUCUCUAUGCUAAUAAGGUCGGACCUUUCCACAACCCUAGUGAAACGUAUCGCUACUUUGAUCUCCCAUUCUGUUCUUCAGGUGAUGUGAAAGACAAAAAGGAAGCUCUUGGUGAAGUGCUGAAUGGGGAUCGUUUGGUUAGUGCCCCCUACAAACUAGACUUUCUAGUUGAUAAAGACUCUGAAUCUGUUUGCAAGAUGAAGUUGACAAAGGAACAAGUUGCUCAAUUCCGAACUGCUGUCCAGAAGAACUACUACUUUGAAAUGUACUAUGAUGACUUGCCCAUCUGGGGUUUCUUGGGGAAGGUUGACAAGGAAGGCAAAGUUGACCCCAGCGAGUACAAAUAUUACCUCUUUAAGCAUCUUCAUGUUGAGAUCCUGUACAAUAAGGAUCGUGUCAUUGAGAUUAAUGCACGAACUGACCCUAAUGCGCUUGUGGACCUUACGGAAGAUAAGGAAGUUGAUGUGGAAUUAAUGUACUCUGUGAAAUGGAGGGACACAAACAUUCCUUUUGAGAAUAGGAUGGACAAGUACUUGCAGUCUUCUUCACUGCCACACCACUUGGAGAUCCACUGGUUCUCAAUUAUCAACUCAUGUGUGACUGUUCUACUAUUGACUGGCUUUCUUGCCACAAUUCUAAUGCGCGUCCUUAAAAAUGAUUUUGUUAAAUAUGCCCAUGAUGAAGAGACUGCUGAUGACCAAGAGGAAACUGGGUGGAAGUACAUCCAUGGCGAUGUUUUCAGGUACCCGAAGUGCAAUUCUUUGUUUGCUGCAGCCCUUGGAUGUGGCACCCAACUUUUUGCCCUCACAAUUUUUAUCUUUAUACUUGCACUUGUCGGCGCAUUUUAUCCAUACAACCGGGGAGCUCUUUUUUCUGCACUGUUUGUCAUAUACGUGCUUACAUCUGGGAUUGCAGGCUACAGUUCAGCCUCUUUUUAUCACCAGCUUGAAGGAACAAAUUGGGUGAGGAACUUAUUAUUGACAGGAUGCCUGUUCUGCGGACCUCUGUUUCUGACAUUCUGCUUCCUUAAUACUGUUGCAAUUACUUAUGGUGCCACUGCAGCACUGCCAUUUGGUACAAUUGUGGUGAUAAUUCUCAUAUGGACUCUGGUGACAUCACCAUUGCUAGUAUUUGGAGGGAUUGCUGGAAAGAAUAGCAAAGCUGAGUUUCAAGCUCCUUGUCGGACCACAAAAUAUCCCAGGGAGAUCCCGCCAUUGCCUUGGUAUCGUGGAAGUCUUCCUCAGAUGGCAAUGGCUGGAUUUCUGCCUUUCAGCGCCAUCUAUAUUGAACUUUACUAUAUAUUUGCUAGUGUCUGGGGUCACAGGAUUUACACCAUUUACAGUAUACUGUUUAUAGUCUUCAUUAUUCUUCUAAUUGUUACUGCUUUUAUCACGGUGGCAUUGACAUAUUUUCAACUCGCUGCUGAAGACCAUGAAUGGUGGUGGAGGUCUUUCCUUUGUGGUGGAUCCACUGGUUUGUUCAUCUAUGGGUACUGCUUGUAUUACUACUACGCACGAUCAGAGAUGUCAGGAUUUAUGCAAACCUCGUUUUUCUUUGGGUACAUGGCUUGCAUCUGCUAUGGCUUUUUUCUUAUGCUUGGAACUGUUGGUUUCCGUGCUGCUUUGUUCUUUGUCCGUCACAUAUACCGCUCAAUCAAAUGUGAGUAGAACGUUGGAUGGUUGGUCUUCUAUGUUGAACAGGGGUAGCCUGUGUUUCCCAGAAUUCUGUUUUGACUUGUUCAUGCUGGGCGUCGGAAGAAAGUGCACUUGACAUGAUUUACAAAUUUGGGAUGGUUUCUGUGGACGAAGGGACCAAAUAGGACCCCUCUUCUGGAGGAAGCUUUAUUUAGUCUACUACAUGUGGCCGCAUUUUGUGGAAAACUCUUCCCCUUGUUGUGUUUUGACUCAAUAAAUUGAUAUAUUAGUUUAGAUUAAUCCAAAGAAUUCGAUUUUGUUUUAUAGUAUGAAAAGCAUAUUUGAACAUCAGCACAUCCAGUGUGCAAGGUACAACACUCUGUUCUUGAUGUUCUUGUUGAGUUUUACUUUUGCAGUCGCUCUACUGUAGGCUAUGGCAUAUGUUUCUGGCACAGAGAUUGCGAAUUUCUAAAUAAUUUGGGUGCCAUGGUGUGUGU